CUUUCUUCCCACUUCUCAUUUUGGAUUGGAUGACCUUCUCCCACGUGUUUUGCCCGGUGAUGGUUAAAUAUGCCCCCAGAGAGCAAAUGUUUGUAUUCAAGGUUUAGUAUUCAGAAUUGCUUCUUGAGACGUAGCCUACCUUAAAGAACCACCUGCCACAGGAUGACAUUGUUAAUCCGAGGACUCAUCUGUUGCAUGUUGUUGCUUGCUAUGGAGGUCCAAGGAACAUACCGACUUCAUGGAGGAUACCAUCCUCGGCAGCAUCACGCAGACACCCGUAUCCUGCCACCGCAAACGUUUCAGCGGAGCAUUCAACAGCAACAACCAUUUCAGAGUGCUCCACAAGGACAGCAACAAAUUGGGAAUGUUCAGCAACCAGCUCAGUUGUCUCAGAAUCAGAAUCAAAGAACUAUUGAUUUGGGAGUACAUGGCAAUAAUUACAGGUUUAAUGGCUAUCACUACUAUCACCAGCCACCCAGGAAAUGGCCACCAGUCAUGUACCUCCGGCCCACAGCACCACCCCCUCCACCUGAACAGCCGGUCAGUACCCCAAGCGGCACCCCCACUCCCAUCAUCAGUGCUGGCACAGUAACCCACUGCAAAAGCCGGCCCCUAGAUCUGGUGUUCAUUAUCGACAGUUCCCGUAGCGUGCGCCCCGCAGAAUUCGAGAAGGUCAAAAUAUUCCUGGCUGACAUGGUCAACACGCUCGAGGUUGGCUCGGACGCCACGCGUGUGGCCGUCGUGAACUACGCUAGCACAGUGAAGAUCGAGUUCCUGCUCAAGACGCACUUCGACAAGCCGGGCCUGAAGGCAGCGCUGGCCCACAUCGAAUCUCUAGCGGCUGGCACCAUGACUGGCCUGGCUAUCAAGACGGCCAUGGAGGAGACCUUCACCGAGGAGUCAGGCUCCCGGCUAGCCAACAAGAACAUCGCCAAGGUGGCCAUCAUCGUGACCGACGGACGGCCCCAGGACACGGUGGAGGAGGUGGCCGCGGCAGCGAGGGCGGCGGGCAUCGAGAUCUACGCAGUGGGGGUGGACAGGGCGGACAUGAAGUCCCUACGCCUCAUGGCCAGUCUGCCACUGGACGAACACGUGUUCUAUGUGGAGACCUACGGCGUCAUCGAGAAGCUCACGUCCAAGUUCAGGGAAACCCUGUGUGGUGUGGAUGCCUGUGCCUUGGGACACGAUUGUGACCACAUAUGUGUCAAGAACAACAACUCGUACACCUGCAAGUGUCGAGAAGGCUAUACACUGAAUGCGGACAAGAAAACAUGUUCACGUAAGGACCACAAGCCUCUAUCGGGAAUGUGUGGAGAUAUACAAACGGAGGAGAGAGAGCUCCAGGAGAUAGCCUCUGAGCCCCACAGCCAGCAUUACUUUCACUCGGCCAACUUUAGCACCAUCGACUCCAUAGCUCACACCUUAAAGAGCAAGUUGUGCCACAAGGACGCAAAAGAGAUGAGUGGGAAUAAGCUGAGUGAAGACGCGUGCAUGUGUGAGGCUCAGAUUGCCUUCCAGAUGAAGAUGCAGUCCACCAUACAGGAGCUGACCAGCAAACUAGAUGAUUUAUCGAGGAUAGUGACCCAGGUUGGACGAAAGCGUUGAUUCUAAAGAAGAGGACACAGCAAAGAGACCAUUUAGAGCUCACCCAGUUAACCUCAAUCUAAAAUGGCUGUAUAGUUUUCCUGUUUUAGCAACGUUCAUUAUUAACAACAGUCCAUUUUGGAGUUAUUGUAUGUUCUGUAUAACCUCCUUCAAUCUAUGUGUUUUACAUAUAAGACUUUUUGUUUACCAUUGAAUGACUUGGCCAGUAAUGUUCCAUUUGCUCACAACAGAUAUCCCCCAUUUCAUCCCAUUUAAGCUAAGAACAAAGACCAAAUAGAUUUUUUUUGCACAAUAAUUUGCUCCCCAUGGUAGCACCUUUCCAGUUAACAAUAUUCGAUAUGUAUUUUAUCUUCCACCUAUAAUGAAAGUGCAGAGGAAGCAAUAGGCUACAUCACUGACAAGUGAUUUGUUUCCUUAUUGUGGCAUGUGCGAGAUAAAUGAAAGACAUGACACAGGAAAUGUAAUUUAUGUCAAUGCGUAAUUAUUGAAUAUUUAUAUAUAACUUGUAUUUACAUAAGAAGACUAGCUUGUAAUAUUCAUGUGGCUUACGGUUUGUGUUGAUGAGGAAAAAGGAAUUGUGCAUUUUUGUGUAGUGUGUGUGUAUAUAUCAAAAUACAGUGCCUUCGGAAAGUUUUCAGACCCCUUGACUU
Messenger RNA from Coregonus clupeaformis (lake whitefish), 2255 nucleotides. Its product is annotated as matrilin-3-like. Gene Ontology annotation, molecular function: calcium ion binding. NCBI's taxonomy places the organism in Eukaryota, Metazoa, Chordata, Actinopteri, Salmoniformes, Salmonidae. The coding region runs from base 163 to 1605 and encodes 480 amino acids. The transcript is spliced from 7 exons. The record is from RefSeq and is a predicted model, not a curated record.